Molecule: messenger RNA, 1349 nt
Organism: Fundulus heteroclitus (mummichog)
Lineage: Eukaryota; Metazoa; Chordata; Actinopteri; Cyprinodontiformes; Fundulidae
Gene: mrgbp
Product: MRG/MORF4L binding protein
Exons: 5
Coding region: 81-728 (215 amino acids)
Biological process (GO): regulation of transcription by RNA polymerase II
Cellular component (GO): nucleus; NuA4 histone acetyltransferase complex
Source: RefSeq, a predicted model, not a curated record
UGAUUCUGCUUCCGGUUGCAGUCUGCUCGUCCUAGCUUGAAGCCGCUCAGUUCCCCUCGGUUCUUAUCGGGUUUUUAAAGAUGGGAGAGGCAGACGUGACCCUCAGCCAGACCGAGGAGAAGCCCCCGGACUCGGCUCUGGUUCCCGGGGAGGACUCAGUGGUCUGGAGCCAUGAAGUGGAGGUGUGUCUUUUCCACGCGAUGAUCGGACAUAAACCAGUGGGCGUGAACCGUCACUUCCACAUGAUCUGCAUCCGGGACAAGUUCAGCCAGAACAUCGGCCGGCAGGUGUCCUCCUCCGUCAUCUGGGACCACCUGGGGACCAUGUACGACAUGCAGGCUCUGCACGAGUCCGAGAUCCUGCCGUUCCCCAACACGGAGAAGAGCUUCUCCCUGCCUGAGGACAUCAUCCAGGAGGUCAAAGGAGGGAGGCUGGGCUCAGAGGAGGAGACCAGGGAGGAGUUCAGGAUGGAGCGAGAACCUCCUGCUACACACGAAGAAGGAAGCAACUCCUCCGUGAAGAUGUCGGAGCGGUCCGGCGGCAGUCGGGAGAAGGAGAAGGAGCGCGACAAGGAGAAGGGCGGGGCUGAAGGAGGAGCGGCACCCGGAGGAGGAGGAGGAGGAGGGGCGAAGGAGGCGGAGAAGAGGAAGAGGAGCCGAGCCACUGAGAAACUGAUGUCGUCUUCCAACCCGGCGAGUCCGGGAGGCGCCAAGAGGAGGCGCACCUGAGAGCUGGACUCUGAUUGGCUGCCUGAUCCUGAGGCCUCACCAUGUGACCGCAGCAGGAGGAAGUCGCCUGUUUCCACAUCCGGAUCUCCAGUUUUUGCUUUUCGUUGUUUUUUCUGUGCUGUCGUCUCGCUGCUCUGCUUCUCCUGCCGCCCAGCAGAACUCUGGACCCGGAACGCCGUGAGAACCGUUCUCCCUACACCCUCUGAGUUUAGGUCGGACCCGCCGUGCUCCUGCAGAACCACCGCGUGGAUGUUGGUUCUGAUGGGUCCGUGUCGGGUUUGCUCCCUGCAGCGGUUCUGUCGGACAGAAACCAGGAUUCCAGCCGCUGCCUGAGGUCCGAUCCUCCUGAGCUUUGAGCAGAACCAGGGGAACCGGCAGCAGGACGUCUCUGAUCGGACCUCCGGACAUUCAGGCGGCAGCAGAGGGACCGUCCGGCCUCUGCAGCCGGGUUCUGGACCCAGUCGGUGCAGCGGUGCCGUGUGUGGGGGGGCGGGUCCAGCCGGUCCGUCCUGCCGGCUCAUGCGGUUUAGUUUGCGUGUCGUUGUGGAGCAGCAUGGAGAUUUUACAAUGUUUGUUUCUUAUUUAUUCACGACUGUUGGUGGCAUUAAAACAUGAACGUCA